Molecule: messenger RNA, 4158 nt
Organism: Owenia fusiformis
Lineage: Eukaryota; Metazoa; Annelida; Polychaeta; Sabellida; Oweniidae
Source: the annotation of a GenBank genome assembly
AUGGCUUAUUUUAACGAAGAUCCAAACUAUCCGGAAUCUAUUCAGACUCCUCUGAUGGUAUGGGACGAUGAGUGGACGGCUACCAAUUACACGCUAACAUCAUGCACAGAAGGAGUUAUGUGCGUUUGUGAUGCCGGUUAUGAAUAUAAUGGAUCAAAUUGUACAAACAUAGAUGAAUGCAGUAUUGGGACCGAUUCAUGUAAAACAGCACCUGCCUGCUCUGAUACUGAUGGGGCAUAUACUUGUUCGUAUGAUAGCGAAUGUGGAUGUGAGCAUACCUGCUUAAAUAACAGCGAAUCAUACGAAUGCAGCUGCAACAAUGGAUUUACUUUGCAAGACGAUCAUACCUGUACAGUUCAAUGGCUGUACUUGGAAGGUGAUGACACUUAUGCACACCCUAAUUCGUUUAACAUUUUUGGUGUAUAUGUGUUACAACAGGAAACCUUUGCUGAUAGCCCAGUGUAUAAACAUAAAGAUGUUGCUAAUUAUCUGUAUUAUUGGCCUGGGUUUAAUUCGUGGUAUAUAAGUCAAACUGUAGGAGCCGCCGCUAUCACGGGUUAUUUUUACGAAGGUCCAAAGUAUCCGGAAUCUAUACAGACUCCUCUGUAUGUAGCUGGCAACGACAACGCGUGGACGCUUUCUCAUUACACGCUAACAUCAUGUACAGAAGGGUCAGUGUGCUUUUGUUAUGCCGGUUAUGAAUGGGAUGGAGCAAAUUGUACUGACAUAGAUGAAUGCGCUUUGGGGACCGAUUUAUGUGAUGAAGGAUCUAACUGUACUAAUACUAAUGGGGCAUACACAUGUUCUUGUGACGAAGGCUAUGAAUGGGAUGGCCUUAAUUGUACUAAUAUCGAUGAAUGCUUAAUUGGGGCCGAUUUAUGUGAUGAUGAAGGAUCGAUCUGUACAGAUACCGAGGGGUCAUAUACGUGUUCAUGUGAUGGUGGUUAUGAAGGGGAUGGAUCAAGUUGUGUUGACAUAGAUGAAUGCGCUUUGGGGACCGAUUUAUGUGAUGUAGGAUCUACCUGUACUAAUACUAAUGGGGCAUAUACAUGUUCAUGUGAUGAGGGUCUUGAAUGGGGUGGCUCAAGUUGUGUUGACAUAGAUGAAUGCGCUUUGGGGACCGAUUUAUGUGAUGUAGGAUCUACCUGUACUAAUACUAAUGGGGCAUAUACAUGUUCAUGUGAUGAGGGUCUUGAAUGGGGUGGCUCAAGUUGUGUUGACAUAGAUGAAUGCGCUUUGGGGACCGAUUCAUGUGAUGUAGGAUCUACCUGUACUAAUACUAAUGGGGCAUAUACAUGUUCAUGUGAUGAAGGUCUUGAAUGGGGUGGCUCAAGUUGUGUUGACAUUGAUGAAUGCGCUUUGGGGACCGAUUCAUGUGAUGUAGGAUCUACCUGUACUAAUACUAAUGGGGCAUAUACAUGUUCAUGUGAUGAGGGUCUUGAAUGGGAUGGCUCAAGUUGUGUUGACAUAGAUGAAUGCGCUUUGGGGACCGAUUCAUGUGAUGUAGGAUCUACCUGUACUAAUACUAAUGGGGCAUAUACAUGUUCAUGUGAUGAGGGUCUUGAAUGGGGUGGCUCAAGUUGUGUUGACAUAGAUGAAUGCGCUUUGGGGACCGAUUCAUGUGAUGUAGGAUCUACCUGUACUAAUACUAAUGGGGCAUAUACAUGUUCAUGUGAUGAAGGUCUUGAAUGGGGUGGCUCAAGUUGUGUUGACAUAGAUGAAUGCGCUUUGGGGACCGAUUCAUGUGAUGUAGGAUCUACCUGUACUAAUACUAAUGGGGCAUAUACAUGUUCAUGUGAUGAGGGUCUUGAAUGGGGUGGCUCAAGUUGUGUUGACAUAGAUGAAUGCGCUUUGGGGACCGAUUUAUGUGAUGAAGGAUCUACCUGUACUAAUACUAAUGGGGCAUAUUCAUGUUCAUGUGAUGAAGGUCUUGGAUGGGAUGGUUUUUAUUGCACAUCUGCUGAUGAAACAGCGAAUAAUGAUACCACCACAGAAGUUGCUGGUACCACUGGCGCUGGAAUUACCACGGAAGCUGCUAGCACCACUGACGCUGGUACCACGGAAGUUGCUGGAACCACUGACGCUGGUACCACGGAAGUUGCUGGCACCACUGACGUUGGUACAACAGAAGCUAUUGGCACCAUUGAUACUGGUACCACUGAAACUGCUGGCACCACCGACGCUGGUACCACUGAAGCUGCUGGCACUACUGGCGCUGGUACCACGGAAGUAGCUGGCAGUAAUGACACUGCUACCACGGAAGUUGCUGGCACGAAUGGCACUGCUACUACGGAAGUUGCUGGCACCACUGACGCUUCUACAACCACGGUGGUACCUGUAAGCACUACGGGAUCAGGAGCCAAUAGCUCACAAAUAUCAGGGGGUUCCAUAGCCUCAAUUCUAAAUGGAUUGUUUUCCCUACCAAUUGACUCAGUGAUAUCGGGCACCAAGGCACAUUUAGACACAGGAAUAGACCCGAAUUCAAAGGCUUUCCCAGGAAUUGGUACUGAAAAUGAAAAGUGUGUGAAGUACAGUGCCUUAAGUUUUGCUGAUUAUUGGUGCAAAGAUAGUUUGAAUCGAUGGAAUAGUGCUAUAAAUAGCAGCUUUGCACUGCAGCAUGUUCUCCCCACUUACUCCAGUAUUGUGACAGAUUCUAUGAGCGAAUCAGAAGCUAAAGAAGCUCUAAUUAAUGCAGUGGUCGAUUACUUUGGUGAAAUACUUUGUAGAAGAACGGUAUACUUGGAUUCGACUGAUGGCUCUGCGGCUCCAUAUGCCUCAUAUGUGGCAUGUGUACGUGAUGUAAUGACUGAAGCAAAUAACUGUGAUGAAGCGAAUGCAUCCACUAAAUUAAUGUUGGAUAACUUAAUUGGAAAAGCGGAAUUUGCCUGCAACAGCGAUGGCACCACAAAAACAGUUGUGCGAGAGGCAAUGGCUUAUGUAUACCCAUUUUUCUACCACAAUGGUAGUGACCUGACUGCACUUGUUCAGCAAAAAGGGGUUGAAUUGCCAGCAUGUUUCGAAGAUCUUGAAACUUUAAAUAAUCAGUAUGAAGAAUGUAUUCCUGACAUUUACAGUAGUGGGGAAAUAUUCUCGAUUGCUGCCCUUGGACAAUCUGCUAGUGAUUCCAUUCCAAAGAACAGUAGGGCAUUCAAGAGGAUGGCUUCAUGUUUAGAAAAUGUAGUCUUACCAGACUCUGGUAGUACAACAUUCACAACUGAGUGCAAAAGUUUUGGAGUGAGCUUGAAGAAAUAUUUAGCGUUGGCUUAUCCUGUACAAUAUGGAUUUGAAUCGCAAGAGGACUUGGAAAAUAUAGCAUAUACACCACGUUCAAUUGAAAGAAGAACUCUGUGGUGUUUUGGCGACCCGCAUUGCAAGUUCUACGAUCCUGAUGAAAGCCAGGACUCUGAUUGGAUAACAUGUUCUGCACCAGGAAACCAAGUCUGGCUGAAGAAUGCACUGUUCACGCUAAAUAUGACAACUAGUGAGGUUUCUGGAAGCACUGGAGAUCCAAAGCCUACCAUAAUGACUGGGUUCCACAUUGCAUUCAGAUCAUCAUUGGGUGCCUAUAUGGGUUCAUACAGUGCCAGUGGUGGAGUCUUACCAACAGCCUUUGAUGGGUCGGGAUCAGAUUUACUCACAGCAGCAGGGGAGGAUGGGAGCGAUGAGGUAAUAAAUGUUGUGGACGCUCAAUCAAGAACACUUCCCGAUGUCAACUAUGUACUGAUUCAGGGUGUGCAGCACGGUUUUCUUGCAUCAUUUGUGAAACGAAAUGAUAGCUAUCCUGUGGUGGUAUUACGAAUCUCCAAAUCACUCCUGGACGUAUCAUCUGGUAUGUUUAUCACUGGGUGCCCUGAGGAUCAAAUCAUUGGUAAUUCAGAAAAGAGACGCAGGCGUAGAAAGCGUCAAACUAGUUGCGUAGACGCAUGUAGUGGAGAAGGAGAGAGACAAAGCAACUGUGAAUUUGAUUGUGAUACUGUUGGACCCGAGUAUGCGCAAGCAGCGUCUAGUGCAGCUGUAGUAAUUGAGCAGGAGGCUGUAGAAGAGGACAGUACCCUGGUUGAUCCAGUAGAAUGGGCUAAUCAAAACAAUAACGGUGGUACAGAUGUCACGGCUUGUGUAAUACUGAUGGCUGUAACACUGCUGAUUCAUCUUUACUAG